UGCAUUUCUCGUUAUGUGUAAAUUAGUGAUCGCGUCAAUCAACAUGUCUAAAGCAAUCGCAAUUUUAACUGGCUUCUUGUUCGCACUGAUCUCGUUAGACAGCUGUGCAGGAUACUCAGCACACGGUCGACCACCGCGUCCCAUCACUGAUGCUGUUCUAGCCCGCCAACUGGUACAUCAAUCCAACUGGGCUGCAGUGGGUAGCAUAUCGCAUAAUGAGAAGACCGCCGAUUAUCCAAUGGUGAACGUAAUCGCUGUAGAUGAUAGCGCUUUGAAUGGCUCCUCGACUGGGCGGGUACAUUUCUUGCUGGCGGAUUUUGACUUCACUGGUGCCGAUGCAUUGCACAAUAACAAAGUGACAUUCUUCUUCAGCGAAGAGCAGACAGGAUCAUGUAACAAGCGUGGCGUUAAUCCCAUGGAACCGGCGUGCCCACGCAUCAUGAUAAGCGGGCGUGUUCAGAAGUUGGACACAAAAAUCCCAGAGUACAAUGACUAUAUGGAAGCAUUCAACAAACGCCAUAAACAUUCAAAAAUUUGGGUCGAAGCGCAUAAUUUCUAUCUGAGUGAAUUGGAAAUUGAUAACAUCUACAUCGUAGCCUAUCAGGGCGGUCCACGAACAAUAAACGCGGAAGACUAUUACAACGCACAUUUGUAAUUUAAAUAUUUUAAUAUUAUUUAGUUAAUCAAUGUUAAUAAAAAAUGAUUUAAACAAUCAA
Messenger RNA from Rhagoletis zephyria (snowberry fruit fly), 716 nucleotides. Its product is annotated as protein CREG1-like. Lineage: Eukaryota; Metazoa; Arthropoda; Insecta; Diptera; Tephritidae. The record is from RefSeq and is a predicted model, not a curated record.